AUGAUUAAUAUAAAUGAUAUUAAUUUAAUAGAGUUAGAAAAAAGUAAUAUUAUUGAAAUAAUAAAAGUUUCAAAAUUAUUUGGUAUACCAACACCUUCAAAAGAGAAUAAAUUAGAAUUAUUAAAUAGAAUUAAAAAUUACAUUAAAGGUUAUAAAGAGAAUAUAAUAUUAAUAGAAGAAAUUCCAAAAAUCAAUAAAUUCAAUACAACAAUAAAUGAUUUAAAACCAAUUGGAAAAGAUAAAAUUAGAUAUGGUGAAUUAUUAUUUUGGAUAGUUUUUAAAAAUAAAUUCCUAUUUAAAUAUAUAACUUCCUUUUUAAAUAUUGGUAAUAAUUCAACCUAUAAUUCUAAUUAUGGAUUUGGUAAACAAUAUUUUAAAAUUCAUGAAAUUAUAAAUGUAAAAUGGAUGUUAGAUAAUAAUCAUUUUCAUAUUUUAAAUGAAAAAGUUAUAAAUGGAGAUUUAUUAGUAUAUAUAGAUAAUAAUAAUAAUAAUAGUAAUUAUAAUAAUAAUUUAAAAAAUAGAAAUGGCGGUGAAAUUAUAGAAUUUUUAAAAGAAAUUAUAAAAAGAGUAAAAAACUGUUGUGAAAUAAAUUUAAAUAAAUUUUAUUUAUCACUUUUUAAUAAUUAUAGUAAAUAUAUAAGUUCAAUGGAAUCAUUAUUAGAUUUAAUUAUAGAAAGUAAUAAUAAAAUUGCAUUUAAAGUUUUAUUAGAAAAUAAUUACAUUAAACCAUCAAUAGAUAAUUUAUUAAAACAAUCAAUAACCCAUUCAUUUUUUAAUGGUAUAAAAUUCAUUUUUGACAAUUAUAAUAAUAAUAAUAUUAAACAAUUAGUUACAAUACCUUAUUUAAUACAUUAUAAUCAUUUAAUAUUUAAUAAAAUAUAA
Messenger RNA from Dictyostelium discoideum AX4, 882 nucleotides. RefSeq lists its product as hypothetical. The record is from RefSeq and is a predicted model, not a curated record. The coding region runs from base 1 to 882 and encodes 293 amino acids. The transcript has a single exon. NCBI's taxonomy places the organism in Eukaryota, Evosea, Eumycetozoa, Dictyosteliales, Dictyosteliaceae.